Messenger RNA from Anthonomus grandis grandis, 11423 nucleotides. RefSeq names its product laminin subunit alpha (gene LanA). Lineage: Eukaryota; Metazoa; Arthropoda; Insecta; Coleoptera; Curculionidae. The record is from RefSeq and is a predicted model, not a curated record. Gene Ontology annotation, biological process: regulation of cell migration; regulation of embryonic development; axon guidance. The transcript is spliced from 55 exons. Gene Ontology annotation, cellular component: basement membrane; membrane. Bases 79 to 11187 code for a protein of 3702 amino acids. Gene Ontology annotation, molecular function: signaling receptor binding; calcium ion binding.
CGUCAGUUUAGUACCACCGCGACUUUCACAGUAGCUGCUUCGUUCUCUUAUUAUUGAGUGGGAUACGAGAGACAAAAAAUGGGGCCCUCGAAGCCCCCUAAAGGGGAUACACUAGCCCACAUUUUUAUAUUAGUAAUUGCCCUUUUGGCCCUUACCGAACUAAUAAAAUGUGAAACUUUAACGCCGCCGUAUUUUAAUUUGGCAGAAGGGAAGAAUAUUACCGCUACGGCCACUUGUGGGGUUGAUACUGAAGGACCUGAGUUGUAUUGUAAGCUGAUUGGGAGUAAUUCCGAUAAUGAGCCUAACAUUAAUGUUAUACAAGGACAGUAUUGUGACGUUUGUGACCCGAACACACCUGGCAAGAACCAUCCCCCAGAAUACGCCGUCGAUGGCAAAGAAACGUGGUGGCAAAGCCCGCCCCUAUCGAGAGGCAUGAAAUACCAGGAAGUGAACUUGACCAUCGAUUUAGGACAGGAAUUCCAUGUGGCCUAUGUCUACAUCUACAUGGCGAACUCGCCCCGUCCGGGACUCUGGGUGCUGGAAAAGUCCGCAGAUUACGGGAAAACUUACACCCCCUGGUGGUAUUUUUCCGACUCGCCGGCAGAUUGUGAGAAACACUUCGGAAAGGAAAGCUUACAACCCAUUACUAGGGACGACUCCGUCAUUUGUACCACCGAAUUUUCGAAAAUUGUACCGCUGGAAGGAGGCGAAAUUCCAAUCUCUUUACUAAAAAACCGCCCUUCCGCCCUACACUACUUUAACUCCACCGUUUUACAAGAAUGGACCAGGGCAACUAACGUACGUCUCAGAUUCUUAAGAACCAAAAAUCUGUUAGCUCAUCUCAUGUCGGUCGCCAGACAAGAUCACACUGUCACCAGAAGGUAUUUUUACUCUAUAAAAGACAUCAGUAUUGGGGGAAGAUGCAUGUGUAACGGCCAUGCCCAAAGUUGCGAUAACACCGACUUGUACAAUCCGAAAGUACUGGUGUGUAAUUGUCAGCAUAACACGUGUGGGGUGAAAUGCGAGAAGUGCUGCCCUGGAUUUGAACAGAAGAAAUGGAAACAAUCGCAGUUUGAUGAACCUUUUAAAUGUGAACCUUGUAACUGCCACGGUCAUACCUAUGAAUGCGAGUACGAUCCAGAAGUGGAUAAGAAGAAACUCUCCCUCGAUAUCCACGGAAACUACGAGGGUGGUGGCGUAUGCAAGAACUGCCGACACAAUACCGAGGGCGUCAAUUGCAACAAGUGCAAACCCGGAUUCUUUAGGCCUUAUGGAAAAUAUUGGAACGAAACUGAUGUUUGUCAACCUUGCCAGUGCGAUGUUUACUAUUCGACCGGUAACUGUGCAGAAGGUUCUGGACAAUGCGAGUGCCGCGAGAACUUUAAGGCGCCAAAUUGUGAUAGUUGCAGCUUUGGAUUUUAUGAUUAUCCCACCUGUAAACCUUGCGAAUGCUUUAUAAAUGGAACAUUAAGUGAACAAUGUGAACCCAAAGACGGAGUCUGCUGGUGUAAAGACAACUUUGGGGGUCCCAGCUGCUCGGAAUGCGCCCCUGGAUUUUUCAAUUUUCCAGAGUGCAAACCCUGUGGAUGUGACAAAGAAGGUUCCGACUUGGAAUCGUGCGAACAAAGUUCUGGAAAUUGUACUUGUAAAGUGAUGUACAGUGGCGCCAAAUGCGACAAGUGUCAAGAUGGAUACUUUGACUAUCCGAAGUGUAAUUACUGCAACUGCGACAUCAAGGGAACCAGAGAUGGAAUUUGUGACAAACUGACUGGCAAAUGUAUUUGCAAAGAAGGAUAUGGCGGAGAACGAUGUGACAUCUGUAUUCCUGGUUAUUACGGAUAUCCGGAUUGUAAGCCUUGCGACUGCAGUACGAUCGGCUCAAGAGGUACCACUUGCAGCGCCACCGGCAAAUGCGAGUGUCUCAGUAACUACGCCGGACAGACUUGCGAACAGUGCAGUGCAGGGUUCUAUAAUUAUCCAGAGUGCAAAUCAUGCGAAUGUAACGGAGACGGUUCAAUCGGAGUCUCAUGCGAUGGAGAAGGAAAGUGCGUGUGUAAGGAGCAUUUCGAUGGCCAGAGGUGCGGCGAAUGCAAGAAAGGUUAUUACAAUUUCCCGGACUGUGAAGAUUGCAACUGUCAUCCAGCCGGCGUGGUUGCCGGAUUUGCCGGUUGUGGCUCGGUUCCCGUAGGAGAACUCUGCGAAUGUAAAGAAAGGGUCCAGGGAAGAAUCUGCAACAAAUGCCGGCCCCUAUUUUGGAACUUAAACCCCAAAAACCCCGAAGGGUGUGAGGAGUGCAACUGCAAUAAAUCGGGGGUAUUGGGAGGCAUCCAAGUGUGUGACACCGAAAAUGGCCAGUGUGUUUGUAAACCCUCUGUUGUUGCGCGUGGUUGUACCGAAUGCGUUGAUGGUACUUAUAAUUUACAAGAAGAUAAUCUUUUUGGAUGCACGGAUUGUGGUUGUGACGUUGGUGGAUCCAUAAGCAACACAUGUAAUAAACAAACUGGACAAUGUCUUUGCCAAACGAGAGUAACGGGAAGAACCUGCAAAGAACCUUUACAAGCUCACUACUUCCCCACGCUCUAUCAGUACCAAUACGAAAUCGAAGACGGUCAUACCCAGGAGAAUUUUAGAGUUCGUUACGAUAACAACGAGACCGUAUUUAAAAAUUAUUCUUGGAAGGGAUACGCGGUCUUUUCGUCAAAUUUACAGAGAGAAGUGAUCCAGGAUAUUAUUAUUAGUAAGCCGUCUUUGUACCGGAUGGUAUUAAGAUUUGUGAACCCAAACCCCUACACAGUAAUCGGAGGAAUCAAAGUAACCCCAGACAACCCGAACGAAAACGAACAAUAUCUUAAAGUACAAUUUAAAAACUCCAACGAUCCGGUAUUCACGACAGUUUCUGGUGAAUCUAGUUCGGUUCCCUUACCUUUGGUGCUGAAUCCAGGCAGAUGGAGUGUCAGUAUUAACGUGAACGAUACCAUUUAUUUGGAUUACUUUGUGCUGCUGCCGGAAGAUUUCUACUUGGCAACGGUGUUAAACCAAAAAAUUGAAACCCCUUGUACCUUUAAUGACACUGGACUGUGCAGGGUGUAUGAUUAUCCCAAUAUCACCAGCUUUGAUAAAACUUAUGGAGUUGGGGGAUAUAUAGGCAAUGAUCAUCAGCCCUUAAGGGAAUUUUAUUUAAAUACUGAGCACUUGAAUGCCAUAAAUAUCCCCAACCGAGUGCCGGUUCUUAAUCCAGAACAGCCGGAAAUAUCGUUUAAUCUUACAGUAGCCAAACCAGGUCCGCAUGUUUUGCUUAUAAAUUACGUGACGCCCGUUAAUGAUCUUAGAACCCAUAAAAUCAACGUGACCGCCCCUGGAAAAUAUUAUGAUCAGCAUGGUCGUGUUAUUUUGUAUUCUUGUCCUUAUAACCCUACGUGUAGGCAAGUGGUUACCGACGAGCAAGGCGGAGUGGGAGUCUUUGAGGUGCAAGGCAAUUCCUUAAUUGUCGAUUUGAAGAGUAACGCAAGUAACGUCGGCAUCCACUCCUUGUACCUGAUCCCCUACCAAGAUUGGUCAUUGGACUUCAUCAAACCGAAACCGGUCUGCAUAAAGAAAAACGGAGAUUGCAUCGCCGGAUCCUUCAGAAACCCCCCGGAAACCAAAAAGAUCCAGUUCGAGCAAGAAAUGGAAGGCGAACUGGCCAGAAACAGACCACCCAUCGUCUUAUUGAAUAACAUCAGCUACAUUUCCUUGAAUAAAGGAUACACUGCGGUCGAUAUGAGAGGAAAAGUACCUAGUCCCGGAUAUUAUAGUUUCGUACUUCAAUACCAUCAACCCGAUUAUCCAGUAUUUGACUUGGACGUGAUAAUCCAGAAUGGCCGAUACUAUCAAGCCAAAGUUCCUGUAGAGCAUUGCCCGGCAAAAUCCGGCUGUAGGUCUCUUAUUAUACAGCCUAAUAUGGUCAAACAGUUUGAUUUGCUGGAGAACUUUAUGAUUAGUUUUUCGCAACCAGAAGGCAAACACGUAUACCUCGACUAUUUGCUAGUAAUUCCAGCCGACUUAUAUGGCCCGAAAUACCUGGAGGAAGAAGAACUAUCCAGAGCCGACGAGUUCAUCUCUACAUGUGGAAGCAACAAUUUUAAUAUUGAUACCAGUCAUAAAGGCUUUUGUAGAGAUUCGGUAUUUUCGAUAACCGCUGCUCAUAAUACCGGCGCACUACCUUGCCAGUGUGACUACGCCGGUUCGGCCAGUUUCGAAUGUGAAAAAUUCGGCGGUCAGUGUAAAUGCAAAGAUAACAUCAUCGGACGUCAGUGUACCGCCUGUAAAACUGGAUAUUAUGGAUUUCCGAAUUGUAGACCCUGCGAUUGUCCCAGUACCGCUUUUUGUGAACCACAAACAGGCGAGUGUGUUUGUCCGCCACACGUAACCGGGGAGAAAUGUGACGAAUGUGAACCUCUAACCUUCGGAUAUGAUUCUCGUAUUGGCUGCGAGGAAUGCAAAUGUAACCCUCUGGGUAUUAAUGGUACCAUGCAGUGCGAUUUGUUGAAUGGGUUAUGUCCGUGCAAAGAAAACGUUGACGGUCGUACCUGUGAAAACUGCCAAGCGGGUUACUUCUCGUUCCCUUACUGCCAGUCGUGCGAAUGUAACGAAAAUGGUACUACCACCGAUAUUUGCGACAAAACCACAGCCGAAUGCUUCUGUAAGAAAAACACUGUUGGAUUCCAGUGUAGCAUUUGCAGGGAAGGUUCCUUUAAUCUACAAGCUGCCAAUCCAGAAGGAUGCACUCAAUGCUACUGUUCAGGUAAAGCUGCCAGAUGUACCUCCGCAGGGCUGGUAAACUCUCCCAUCUACGAUUUAAGUAACUGGACUUUGGUCGAACUAGACACCUCAAAAGAUCAACUUAAUGUUACGAUAUUAGAUAGUAAUCUCGAGAGCGUGUCAGCAAACGCAGUAGGUGCGGUACUAUCCGACUUCAACGACAGUACCGUGGCUUACUUCGCCGCCCCGCCAUCUUAUUUGGGUAAAAAACUGACUUCCUACGGAGGCUUCUUAAGAUACACCAUAUUCUACAGUAUUGGUUCGAACGGAACUGCCGUUAGUGGACCCGAUGUCAUACUACAAGGAGCCAACACUUACUUAAGUUACUCCAGCAUUGAACAACCACCACCAGUUUUUAUGUAUAACAGUGAAGUUUCAUUGGUGGAAUCGAUAUUCGAUACGCCUUCCGGAGAUCAGGCUCGCAGGGAACAUUUUAUGGAAGUCCUGAAGGAUUUGAGAGGGGUUUAUAUAAGGGCUAGUUAUUGGACCCAAGGAGAGACCACUAGGCUGAUUGACGUGAGCCAAGACGAAGGUAUUACAAGGCAAGAAUUCGCAGAACGAUACGGUGAAAACCAAGUGGCGCCAGAAGAUAUGCCUUCAGUGGAGAGAUGCGCGUGUGAACCCAACUAUCAAGGUCUAUCUUGCGAAGAAUGUUCUCCAGGUUACUACCGGGUGGAAGGACCUUACGGGGGAGCAUGCGUACCGUGCGAAUGCAACGGCCAUGCAAACGAAUGCGACGUAAACACCGGAAAAUGUCUAGACUGUCAACACAACACCACCGGUGACUACUGUGAAUUAUGCGCAGUCGGAUAUCACGGGGAUGCGCGAGCGGGUAAACCCGACGAUUGUCUGAUAUGCGCGUGCCCUCUGCCGAUCACCAGCAACAAUUUCGCCACCGGAUGUGACGUCAGUGCUGAUGGGGAACAUAUCAGCUGUCAGUGCAGAGAUGGUUACGGUGGGGCGAGGUGUGAGAGCUGUGCACCUGGGUUUUAUGGAUUGCCUGAGGUGGCAGGUGAUUUCUGUAAACCUUGCCAAUGCCACGGAAACAUAGAUUCACGCGAUCCAGGUUCAUGCGAUUCCACCACAGGCAAAUGCAUGAGAUGUUUAAAUAAUACUUUUGGUGAAGCGUGCUCUCUAUGCGCCCCAGGUUACUUCGGUGAUGCGAUCGAGAGAAAAGAUUGUCAAGCGUGUAUAUGCGAUAAGUACGGAACUGAUAGGUGCGACCAUACGACCGGACAGUGUAUUUGCAAACCCAAUGUGGAGGGAGAGAAGUGCGAUAGGUGUGUUAAGGAACAUUUUGGAUUCCUGUCUGGAUUAGGUUGUACCAAGUGCGAUUGUGCAGAAGCUUCAGACAGCCACCAAUGCGAUGACACCACCGGCCAAUGUAGAUGCAGAGAAGGCGUGACUGGAAGAACCUGCAACAAGUGCGCCGCUGGCUUCUGGAACUACACCGAGGACGGAUGUGUCUCUUGCGGUUGCAAGGGAGAAUUCUCCAUCGGCGUCGGGUGCUCUCCCACAACGGGUCAAUGCGAAUGUUUACCAGGGGUUAUCGGAGAAAAAUGCGAUCAAUGUCCUCACAGAUGGGUGUUUGUACCUGGAGAAGGUUGUCAUCAAUGUGACCACUGUCAUUUCCCACUUUUGGAUGAUACUGAUGCACUUGCCGCUAUGAUUGACCCCAUUAUCUUGGAAUUCAAUUCCACACAAUCCGGUUACUUCACUAGAAGAAAGCUUGACAACAUGAGGGAACAAUUAGAAAAACUCUUACCUAAAUUCGACGAUGUUGAUCCACGUCAAGUGAGUCUUACUGGACCGCUACAAGAAUUGGAAAGUUUAGAACAAGACUCGAAAAAUUUAAACAGAAAGUCAAAUUAUUCUCUACAAAACAGUGAAGAAAUGAAAAACGAUUCCAUAGAUCUUAAAAAUAAAGCGGAAGAGCUACUGGAUAACCUGUCUCAAGCCGAGAAAGAGUGUAUUAAGGCCAUAGAAGAUUUGGAUAAAAUUACUGGACAGUUGCACGAAGAAGCAGGUAACGAGGUGGAAAAAGUCCUAGAAGAAGCCGAAUCUCUGCUCGAAGCCAUCAAAGUUUACAAUCUGACCGAAAGGGAAAAAGAGGCGGACGAUCAACUGAAAAAAGUUGACGAAAUGAUGAAAAAUGUCACAGAGUACAAACUGCCCGUCGACGAAUUGGAAACGGACGUGGAACAGAUCAAGGAUAAAAUAAAGGAGUUUAAUGAUCGUUUGGAUGACUUGUAUAAUCACACGCAGUACUCCUUGACCACUGCCAAUGAAGCUGAGAAGAUCAUUAAUAAGAGUGGAAAAGAUAGACUGGAAGGAAAGUUGGACAACAUCCAAAACCAGAUAACCUUAUCCAAAGAAAAUUUGGAUAAUUCCGAGACCCUCCUGAAGAACGCCUCAAAUCUACUAGACACCACCAUUGGCAAACUGAAAGAGCUAGAGGACUCUCCUGAUCAAUUAGAAACCAGAAAUGCGGAAUUCCAAGCUAGACUGGAUACCAACGACGAUGAAAUCAAACAAAUAAAAGAACUUAAACCGAACGUGCAAAAACAUGCAGACGACUUAUCAGACAAAGUGGAAAAACUCCAAAACAUUUUGUCAGACAGUCAACUCGACUCCAACGAUGCCAUUAAAGCUGCCAGAGCUUACACAGAUAUUGCUGAAGCUGUUAAAAGGGCAAGGAACGCAACUGAUGUGGCUAAAAAUGACACUGAUCAUGCUGUGAACCUCUUGAGAACCGUAAGUAAACGGACAACAGAAGCUGAUUCUAAUUCAAGUAUAGCAUUAGAUGAUGCCCACAAACUUUACCAAAACAUUUCCGAAGAACUGAAACCGCUUCUAAGACAAGCCAUAGUUGCGUUUGGUCCUCUGAAGGCAUCACAAGGAAGCAACGAGGUUAUUCUACAAGGAAUCGAGCAGAUUCUGGAUAAAAUUGAUUUGCCUCCAUUGGAUAAAAGUUUCAAAAAUGCUUCUGAUAUGGCUGAUAAGGCCAUUGAUUAUACUAAUAAAGUCGAUGAAAAAAUUAAGACAGAUUUCGUGCAGCUCCCAGAAGAAAAGAGUCAAGCAGUGGAGCUCCCAAAGCGUUUAGACGACGUCAAAAGAAAUUUGGACCAAACCAGAAGUCAAAUCAUGCAAGUGAAUGAAAUGUUGCCGAAUAUAAUUGAUGAGUUGGAUGAGUUGCCCGAGAAGCAGAGAAAGAGAAAUCAAACCUCUGAAGACGUAAAUAACAAAAUCAAUAAGUUAAACAACCAAAUACAACUGGCCAGAGAUUUGGCAAAUAGACUUAAAAUCGGAGUCAAGUUCUUCUCGAACACCACUUUGGAGCUCAGGAAUCCGGACAAUAUCGAGGAUCUCACUACUUCCACCAAGAUCAGUGGGUAUUUCAGAACUGAUAAGCCCAACGGUCUUAUCUUUUACUUGGGAAAUCCUAACGGGACAAAUCUCAGAAAGACGAAGACAGAUGAUUAUAUGGCUUUGGUAGUGCAAAACGGAUAUCCGGUACUGAAACUGGACAUUGGAAAUGGGCCUGAACAAGUUAACUCUGAAAAGUUUGUCGCCGAUAAUGUUUGGAGGCAGUUUAUCAUCGAACGGGUGGGUCACAAUCUGAAACUAAGCAUCCGUGAGGAGUUAAAAGACAAACAAGAAGACAUCAAAACGGUGGAAAAGAACCUUAAGGGACCAUACACGAUAUUAAAUUUAGACAAAGAGAAAUCGAAACUUUUCGUAGGCAGUUUUCCGCCGAAUUACGAAAUGCAAAAGGACAUCGAUGUCAGUUCGUUCGAUGGGGAAAUCGAAGAGCUGGUCAUUGGAAAUAAGCCGGUUUCUUUAUGGAACUUUGUGAACGGGUACGAGAACAACCAUGGGGCACAAGAAAGGGACAAACUGAUCGACACCAACCCCAAUACCGGCUUAAGAUUUAACGGACAAGGUUACGCAAUUAUGGACGCCACCUCAAUACAAAUGAGAAAUCGGUUCUGGAUGCAAAUGCGAUUUAAGACUUUUGCCAGUGAAGGUUUACUCUUCUUGGCUGGUAAAGAAAAGACUUUUGUUGCUUUAGAGCUCAGGAAUGGAAAAGUAUUAUAUCAGUAUAAUUUGGGCCACGGAACCAAGAAGUUAGCAUCAACGAUCGCAUAUAAUGACGGCCAUUGGCACACCAUAGUGGUUGAAAGAGAUGGACCGGAAGGUCAAUUGAAGGUGGAUGACCAAGCGUUCCCGACCAAAUCUGUCCCGAUUACUGGAACCAGUUUGGAGGCCAUCGAUACGGUUUCGUUUGGAGGUUAUCCUCACGUGCACAACUUCCCUGAAGUAACAAACAUUAAGUACGACGGAUGCAUUGAACUGGUAACCAUAAACAGUGGCGCAAUCGACUUGAGGAAGAGCAUCAAGUCCUACGACGUAACUCCCGGGUGUCCCGCAAAAAUUUCCCCUAUGGUGUCAUUUAAUAAGUCCCGUCCCGGAUACGUCGGUUGGGAUCAUUUGUCGGUCUCGAACGAUUUCAGGGUGACCCUCAAAUUCAAAACUAAAGAAAAGGACGGUCUUAUUUUCUAUAUGACUGAUAUGGACCAAAGCAAUGGGGUGUCUUUGUCUCUAGUAAAUGGUUACUUGAAAGUAAUAAGCCAAAAGACGGAGCUAGUGUCAAAAGACACUUUUAACGACAGUGAUUGGCACGUUGUCUCGGUAAUUCACAACAACGAGAUCCUCAGGGUCGAUUUUGACGAUUAUGGCUUUAGAGGAACGGACAGUACUCCUCCUCCUCUUCAUAUUCUACAUGGUAAAUUAUUUGUGGGUGGUUUGCCGAGGAAAUAUUCACCAACCCGUGGCGCCUUGGGUUCCGAUCAGCCGUUCCAUGGUUGCAUUGCCGAUUUGACUGUUAACGGACGCGUCAUGAACUUCGCCAAUACGACAGAUAAGUCGUUUGAGAUAUUGGACAGGUGUAUUUUGGAUCGAGACUUUUUGCCAUUGGAUCCUACCGUGCACAGGUUGCCAGAAAUACCACCUUUAAUUGACGUCACCGUACCACCUCCAACAGUCCCAGUGAUAAUAACUGAGAACCCAUACGUACAACAUGCACAACGCGGUGAUUUAGGUUUAGAUUUCCGACCGACUACGACUCAAGAACCACCCAAACCGAUAUUUAAGGAACCCGAUGCUUCUGUCGCAGAAAAAGAACCUAAACCAGUUACAAAAUCGCCAAGAGGUCCUAGUGGCACGGUACCUACAACUACUCCUAAGCCCACAGUGGAGGGUUGUGCCUUACCACUAAUCCCUACCAAAAUAGACGAGAAAGAAAGCGGGUAUCGAUUCGGAUUCCAUACAAACUCCCGAUUAGAAUUUAACACACCCAGAGGAAAGUUCCGUAAAAACUUCGAUUUUGACCUAGAGUUCAAGACCAGCGAAGAAAAUGCCAUCAUUUUCUACGUGUCAGACGUUAAAACCCACAAGCAUUAUGCCGCAUUACUUUUACAGGACGGAUAUUUGGUAUUCACGUUUAAAGGAGAACAUUCUAGCCCCAUGAUAAUAAAAUCCCAAAUGACUUACAACGAUGAUAAAUGGCACAAAGUGGACUUUAGCAGAGAUGGUUCCGAAGGUAAAAUGGUUAUCGAUUUUGGAUCGCUUACUGGAAGAAUUCCACAUAAAACUGUUUCGUUGGAUCUGCAUAUUCCUUUCUAUCUUGGCGGAGUGCCUCAGGAGGAUUAUAAUUUCGUAUCGGCCAAUAUUAACACUACCGCACAAUUUAACGGCUGCAUACGGAACUUCAAUAUGAACAAUAAACCUCUGGAAAACCCGAAAGUAUACGGCGUGAUACCUUGUUCAGAGAACUAUGAAACUGGUACUUGGUUUGGCGGAGGAGACACUACCUACAUUAAAUUAAAAGAGCGGUAUAAUGUAGGAGAAAUGUUUAAUAUUAAAAUGGAUAUUAAACCUAGAGUUAAUACAGGUGUCUUGUUAGCCGUCCAUGGCAAAAAAGACUUCUUGGUAUUAGAAAUGUUGCAUGGACAGCUAAGACUAACAGUAGAAAAUGGUAGAGGACCAGUGGUGGCUACUUAUUCUUCAGGAAAUAAUAAUACGUUCAGUCUUUGUGAUGGCAGAUGGCACGAAAUUCAAGCCGUAAAAUCCAAGAACGUUGUCACCCUUUCGGUAGACAACAUGUUCACCGACCCCAAAAUAGGAGCGCCAGCCGCUGUUUCCAGUGACACAGGCAGUGGCCUGUUCUUGGGGGGCCAUCGACUAAUUAAAAGGGUCAGAGGAAUCACGUCUCGCAUUCCCUUCGUGGGCUGCAUCAAAAAUGUCAGCUUGAAUAACGAUUACAUCGAUUUGUCUACUACUACCGCAAGCGGUAACAUUACUGUUGGUAGUUGUCGUACCGAUUAAGACCCAUAAGUUAUAAUUUUACUUUUGUAGUGCCAUAUAUAGAAUGUAGGAUUUAAUCAGUUUGUUGUAGAUAUAACUGUCCUUUUUUUCUGAAUAAUUUUUAUUGUAUAUCAGAAUAGGAAGAAGGUGAACAAAUGUCAUUGUAUGUUUAUUAUGUUAUGUCUAUGCUGCUGUCAGAUCAUUUUUGUACUUAAACGCAAGUUUGGGUGGUAUAAAUAAAUAUUUUGAAAUUUUAA